AUGACCAAGCAAGUUGGUAAGAAGUUCGCUUGGGUAAUAAAGAACUUUUCCUCUUUGCAAUGUGACAAGUGUUAUUCUGUUCCAGUCCAGAUCGGUGACUGCAAAUGGCGUCUUCUUGCCUAUCCCAAGGGAAACAACUGUGAUCACUUGUCUCUGUUUCUGGAAGUUGCUGAUGUUGAAUCACUGCCUUCUGGAUGGAGAAGAUACGUAAAACUUCGGCUAUCUGUAGUAAAACAGGUUUCAGAAGAACACUCAGUACUGAGAGAAACACAUCGCUGCUUUGAUCAGGAGGUGUGGGGCUGGGGUUUCUUAUAUAUGCUUCCCCUUACCAAACUUCAUGCCGAAGAGGAAGGGUUUCUAGUAAAUGGAGAACUCAUGAUUGUUGCUGAGGUAGAUGCUCUUGAAGUAAUUGACCAAUUAGAUGGGUCAGAGGAAUCUGAAGACCCAACGACCCAACCUCUAAAAAAGAUUAAGCCUAAUGAUGAUGGUACGGUGACUUGUUAUUUGCUUGGAGAUGCUUCACCAGGAAAUGAAAGCAUGAAGGUCAAUGGAUUUCAAGUUCUUCCUUCACAGGUUGAAUCUGUGAGACUUAUAUUUGAAAGACACCCUGACAUUGCAUCAGAGUUCCGUGCAAAGAACCAAUAUCUGAGGAAAGCAUGCAUGAAUUUCCUGCUCAGCAUUGUUGAGACGCUGUGCCAGCCACUGCAAGAGCUCUCCAAUGAAGAUCUGGUGGAAGCAGACAUAGCGCUUACAUACUUGAAAGAUGCGAGAUUUAAUGUGGACUGGUUGGAGAAGAAGCUGGACCAAGUCAGAGAUAAAAAGGAAAAAGAGCUAACUUGUUUGGCCAAGCUCCAAGAAACAGGGGAAACUUUACUGAUCUUGAAGCAAAAGUGUACAGAUCUAGAUGCUCUAAUGGAGACUGAAAUGGCAGAGUUGUCGGCUACGAGAACCCCUCUAUCAUUCGAUGAUGUUGUUUGA
This is a messenger RNA of Camelina sativa (false flax), 978 nucleotides long. RefSeq names its product MATH domain and coiled-coil domain-containing protein At3g58410-like. Lineage: Eukaryota; Viridiplantae; Streptophyta; Magnoliopsida; Brassicales; Brassicaceae. The record is from RefSeq and is a predicted model, not a curated record. Gene Ontology annotation, molecular function: protein binding.